Messenger RNA from Osmia lignaria (orchard mason bee), 1665 nucleotides. RefSeq names its product lipoyl synthase, mitochondrial (gene Las). The record is from RefSeq and is a predicted model, not a curated record. Gene Ontology annotation, cellular component: mitochondrion. Gene Ontology annotation, molecular function: lipoate synthase activity; 4 iron, 4 sulfur cluster binding. Lineage: Eukaryota; Metazoa; Arthropoda; Insecta; Hymenoptera; Megachilidae. Gene Ontology annotation, biological process: lipoate biosynthetic process.
AUAUAAUAAGAAUGAUCAUUUGCUUACAGUCCAUAAGCAUAAUUAAUAUUACUUUAUAUCAUAAAGUUCCUUUUUUUAUUGGAUUUUUAUAGGUUAUUUGAAUGUUGAUGCUCACAUGCAAAUAAUCAUGUUCCAAGUUUUUCGUAAGUCAAAUCAAAUAAAAAUAUUGACCGUUUGCAAUUUUCAUUCCGCGCACUUACAAUGCGUCAAAGAAAAAACGUUUUCCCAAAAAUUAGAGAAUGGACCUGAUUUUAAAGAUUUUAUUACUGGCGACUUCAAAGAAUAUGAUGGAAAAUUAAAAUUAGAAAAAGGAGAUAAAUCUCGUUUAAGAUUACCACCGUGGCUUAAAACACAGAUACCAGUGGGUAAAAAUUACAGUAAACUAAAAUCACAAUUAAGACAAUUACGAUUAAGUACUGUAUGCGAGGAGGCACGGUGUCCCAACAUUGGAGAAUGCUGGGGAGGCGAUAAGCAUGGGACAGCAACUGCUACUAUUAUGUUAAUGGGAGACACAUGUACCCGUGGUUGUCGUUUCUGUUCUGUUAAAACAUCACGUACACCAUUACCAUUAGAUCCAGAAGAACCAAUAAAUACAGCAACUGCGAUAACAGAUUGGGGUUUGGAUUAUGUUGUACUUACAUCUGUGGACAGAGAUGAUCUGAACGAUGGUGGAGCUAAUCAUAUUGCAGAAACAGUUAAAUGUAUUAAACAAAGGAGCAGUAUUUUAGUAGAGUGCUUGAUACCAGAUUUUAGAGGUGAUGAAAAUUGUAUUGCAACAAUUGUUAAUUCUAAUCUUGAUGUGUUAGCCCAUAAUAUUGAAACUGUUGAACGAUUAACUCCAUUUGUUAGAGAUAGACGAGCUCAAUAUAGGCAGUCAAUAAAUGUCUUAAAGACAGCUAAAAAAUUAAAUCCAGAUUUAAUUACGAAAUCAUCGAUAAUGUUGGGAUUGAGUGAGACUGAUGAAGAAGUUGAACAGACCAUGAAAGAUUUGAGAGAUGUAGGUGUAGAUGCUUUAACGCUUGGACAAUAUAUGCAACCUACAAAAAGACAUUUAAAAGUUAUUGAAUAUGUCACACCUGAAAAAUUUAAAAAAUGGGAACAAUUAGGAAAUGAAUUAGGGUUUUUAUACACUGCUAGCGGCCCAUUAGUGCGUUCUUCCUAUAGAGCUGGCGAAUUCUUCUUAACAAAUAUAUUAAAAAAGCAAAGAAGUAAUAAGAUCGAGAAAUAGUAAAUAUAUUUAUGAAAAUAUUAUUUUGUUGUGACUAUCAUGAAAAUGAUUGUUUAUAUAUAUAUAUUUUUUUUAGUAUAAAUUAUUGUAAAUUUGUGCAUAGAAAUGUGUUGUUAUUAACGCGUUGAUUGCUGCCACUUAGUUGGAAAAUUAUCUCCGUGUAAAACAAAAAAGUAUCGUAGUUAUGUAUGUGAAAUAGCAGUUUCAUGAAAAUCAAUUAUAUACAUUGGCGUAACUAAAUAUGUAGGAGCCAGGGUGCCCCUCGUAAACUAACUCUUUUUACUAUUCUAGAAUUCUAAGAAUCUAAUGUUUUAAAAAUCCAAAAUUCCAGUCCCUAGAAAAAGGUCUUAAUUACGCCAAUAGUUGUAUAUAUAUGAUAGUAAAAAUGUAAAUUAUGCAUAAAAUUGUAACUGUAAAUAAACGGAAAUGUGUUUAAA